CUGCAUUCGCGUCAGUGAAGCAGCGGAGAGCGGUGGCGCACGGAGAGACUGACGGGAAAGAGAAACUUGUUUCAAAUCAACCAGGACUCUUUUUUUGUUUCGCUACAAUAUUUGAUGCGUUUUUAGAUUUUGUGGGACUGUCCAUGUUGCGCUCACCCUGUCUGGAUUUAACUUGUGACAGCGCUGAAUGAAAGGCGGUGGAACAAGGAGAGAGAGAGAGAGAUCAGCGGAGAGGAGACUAGUCUGUACGCGGAGAGGAGAGCGAGUCUCCGGGCAUCGGCUGUGCGUCUUUGCGCGGUGCGGACCCUGGAACGAACGGGACUGCGAUUGUUGUUCUCACCCGGCACAUCAGAAGGGGGUCGGGGGGGAAUAAGUUGACUUUCUUUCUUGGGGGUCUGGAGGAAGAUCUGGUGUGAUUUGUUUUAACCGAAUCAAGGGGAAGCCUAUCGGAUCGUACCCUCUGCUCCACGCAUGCUGGCAGAGGCGAGAGAAGGGCUGGAAGCCUGCGGGGUUGCGAUUCCUCAAGACGCAGCCAAUAAGGAUUACCCCCCCUCCCCCCUGCCUGAUCAUUUGACGGAGUAAGAACGCAAACAAAAAAGGAGUGAGUCAUUUCUUCAUAUAUCUUGCACUUUUUUGGCUUCUUCGGAGAGGAUAUGGCACCAGCGACGGUGGAGAGAGCAGCGCAGCCGGCACAGGCGAGAGGAAACAGGAGUUGAAUGACAGGAUGCCAGCGACCUGAGCCCGCUCUCAGAUCAACUUCGUUUUAAAAACGAACACUUCUGCUUUAUUUGUCAAGUGAAACAGAGGAGCGAGGAACACUUGGCCAACAAAAAAAAAACCCUGUCGGAGGAGUUUAAUUUUGGAGGUUUUUUUAUAUGCGUAAUUUUAUUUUUUGGGAGAGAAAACAAGGAUGCAUUGUGGAUUAGUCUUUAUCCUGUUCAUGGGAAUCCUUUUGGUGGUCAAGGCUUUCAAAAACGACAAAUGUGGAGGCAACAUCAGAAUCUCAAACGCCAACUACCUCACCUCGCCGGGAUAUCCCAUGUCUUAUCCCUCUUCUCAGAGAUGCACGUGGGUGAUAUCUGCACCUGGUCCUCACCAGCGGAUCCUCAUCAACUUCAACCCACAUUUUGAUCUGGAGGACCGAGAGUGCAAGUAUGACUAUGUGGAGGUGCGGGACGGUGUGGAUGAGAGCGGUCAGCUCGUGGGGAAGUACUGUGGGAAGAUCGCCCCGUCUCCCGUCGUCUCUUCAGGAAACCAGCUCUUCAUCAAGUUUGUGUCGGACUACGAGACUCACGGGGCAGGUUUCUCCAUCCGAUAUGAGAUCUUCAAGACAGGUCCUGAGUGCUCCAGGAACUUCACCUCCAACAGCGGCGUCAUAAAGUCACCUGGUUUCCCGGAGAAAUACCCCAACAACCUGGACUGCACUUUCAUGAUCUUUGCCCCCAAGAUGUCUGAGAUCAUUCUGGAGUUCGAGAGCUUCGAACUGGAGCCAGACCCGACUCCUCCUGCUGGUGUUUUCUGCCGCUAUGACCGACUGGAGAUAUGGGAUGGCUUCCCUGGAGUGGGCCCAUACGUCGGGAGGUACUGCGGGCAGAACACACCGGGCAGGAUCAUCUCCUACACCGGCAUCCUGGCACUGACAAUCAACACUGACAGCGCCAUCGCUAAGGAAGGCUUUUCUGCCAACUUUACUGUCAUUGAAAGGACUGUUCCAGAAGACUUUGACUGUAGCGACCCUUUGGGAAUGGAAUCAGGAGAGAUAACAUCGGACCAAAUCGUGGCCUCAACUCACUACAACCCCAGCUGGUCUCAAGAGCGCUCAAGACUCAACUACUAUGAAAAUGCAUGGACGCCAGCGGAGGAUUCCAACAAAGAGUGGAUACAGGUUGACCUCGGGUUCCUGCGGUUCAUCUCAGCCAUCGGUACCCAGGGCGCCAUUUCCCAGGAGACCAGAAAGGUUUACUUUGUCAAGUCCUACAAAGUGGACGUCAGCUCUAACGGAGAGGACUGGAUCACUUUGAAAGAAGGCUCCAAACAAAAGGUUUUCCAAGGCAACACCAACCCAACAGACGUUGUCAAGACGAAGCUGCCCAAACCCACACUGACACGUUUCGUCCGACUCCGUCCCGUUACCUGGGAAACAGGCAUCGCACUGCGCUUUGAGGUGUAUGGAUGUAAGAUAUCAGAGUACCCCUGCUCGGGCAUGCUGGGCAUGGUAUCAGGUUUAAUCACCGACAGCCAGAUCACUGCUUCCUCACACACAGACCGGAGUUGGGUACCAGAGAACGCCCGUCUGCUGACCAGCAGGACGGGGUGGACCCUGCUGCCCCAACCCCAGCCCUUCACCAACGAGUGGCUGCAGGUGGACCUAGGUGAUGAGAAAUUGGUGAAGGGACUGAUCAUCCAGGGAGGGAAGCAUCGGGAGAACAAAGUCUUUAUGAAGAAGUUUCGGCUCGGCUACAGCAACAAUGGAUCCGACUGGAGGAUGGUUUAUGACACCAAUGGAAACAAGCCUAAGAUCUUUGAGGGGAAUAGCAACUAUGACACUCCUGAACUGAGGACGGUGGAGCCCCUGCUGACACGUUUCAUCAGAAUAUACCCAGAGAGGGCAACACCUGCUGGCAUGGGCCUUCGACUUGAGCUGCUUGGCUGCGAAAUUGAAGCUCCUACUCUCCCACCCACCACAGUAGCACCGAGCACCACUCCAUCGGACGAGUGUGACGACGACCAGGCGAGCUGCCACAGCGGCACAGGUGAUGACUACGACGUGACAGGUGGUACCCUUAUGCCAGAGACCACUACUGCUGAGGUGGAUACCAUCCCAGCUUUUCUGUGGUUUGCCUGUGACUUUGGCUGGGCAAAUGAUCCGUCGUUCUGCAGCUGGACAUCUGAGGACACCGGCUCCAGGUGGCAGAUCCAGUCCAGUGGUACCCCGACACUCAACACUGGACCAAACAUGGACCACACAGGUGGAUCAGGGAACUUCAUCUACACCCUCGCGACUGGCCCCCAAGAGACGGAGGUGGCUCGCCUGGUCAGCCCCGUGGUCGGCUCCCCAGACUCAGACUUGUGCGUGUCCUUCUGGUACCACAUGUUUGGCUCACACAUCGGCACUCUGCAUAUCAAGCAGCGCAAACAGACAGUCGACGGUCCCGCUGACAUCCUGCUGUGGACUGUAAGUGGUCACCAAGGAAACCGCUGGAGAGAGGGUCGUGUCCUUGUGCCGCGUACCAACAAACCCUAUCAGGUGGUGAUCGAAGGUCUGGUGGAUGGAAAGAGCUGGGGAGACAUUGCUGUGGAUGACAUUAAGGUUCUCAAUGGACUCAGCAUGGCAGACUGUAAAGACCCUGAUGUGCCCACAGAGCCGAUGCUACCAGAGGAUCGCAUCAAUGAAAUCCUUGAGGACAUCACUGAGUAUCCAGACUUCGUGGAGACCAACCAGAUCAGCGGAGCAGGCAACAUGCUGAAGACGCUCGACCCCAUCCUCAUCACCAUCAUCGCCAUGUCGGCCCUCGGGGUCUUCCUCGGGGCCAUCUGUGGCGUGGUCUUGUACUGCGCCUGCUCACACGGCGGCAUGUCGGACAGGAACUUGUCGGCCCUUGAGAACUAUAACUUUGAACUGGUGGAUGGGGUUAAGUUAAAGAAGGACAAACUCAAUGUACAGAGCUCAUACUCAGAGGCGUGAGCGGAGGACUGAGAGCAUCGUGUGACUGUGUGACGUGCAGAGCUCGCAGAGCGUGCACCAGACUGGCUGUAGGCACAUCCUCCUCAGCGAGUGGGCAGGCUCAAAGGACUGCCAACCACCCUCAACUCACAGGAUGAGGGACAGGUUCAGGAACCAAUGGGAGGUUUGGACUGACCCAUGCUUUUCUCAGGAGCUGCAGUAAAAAGAACCUACCAGUAGGGGACACUGUGUACAAAUAAACUACAGGAAAAAAAAAUAUGUACAGAUGAUUCAGAUGAUAUUUUAAUUUUCUAUUUUGAUUUUCAUUCAUUUUUACAAUCGGAUGCUGGUGUUGAGACCAAUUUAUUAAUGAUGUUUAAAGUAUUUAUCAUUUCUGGGAAAGAAAUCUCCUUUUUUUUAAUUACUAUAAUCAGUUCAUGAAGGUUGUUUAUUUUCAACGUUAGAAGGAGACGUAUCAAAAUCUUAAAUGAACCAUAUCCGGCAAAACUGUAGAUUUGCCCCCAUGGUGUGGCAUACAGGGUGUGCCCAUAACCCAUGUACCCUUUCCCCUUUGACCUCUGUCAUUCUAAAGUGAGGGUCCCAUUCAUGGCAAUGUAUGGUUCUGACAGUGCCUUUAGUACAUUUCUGUUCUGAUCCGGGUGUUUUUUACUGUACAUGGCUUAAGUAAUGACAGGAAACAGGGGCACAUUAUCUUAUAAAUAUAUCUGCAAAUCAGGAUUAACAAUCUACCAGAGCGCUUUGUUUUGUUUGUUGUUGUUGUUUUUCUGUCCAAAAAAAACCACACACUGUAAAUAAGUUUUAAUAUAUUUUAUUGCCCUUUUUAAAGAAAGUAAAAAGGAAAAAAGCUGCAGUAUCCCUUUUUUUCAUGGGUUUGUGUGUGUGUGUGUAAAUACAAUCUCCUGACUGUUUUCCUUGGAAGGUGCAGUGUUACGCUUUUUCAUUUUUUACAUUUCUUGCUAAGACAAGUAAGCUUUUUGUAAGAACUACAGCGACUUUCAAUGUGCAUUCAAGCCACCUGUCAUGCAAACACCAACUUCACAAAAAACCCUCAAAUGAUUCUGAAGGUCACACACACGCAAAAAAAUAAAAAAAACAGAUGACAUGACGAUCUCUUGGAGAUCUCCUUCAACACAUUUCUCACUUCUUCAUCUGCUGUGCAUUCACCUGAUUAUUGUCAUAUAGCUUCAAACACGCUCAUGUCAAAGGCAGAGGAGGUAGUAACACACAGAAAAAUGUCUGCCAGCAUACCAAAAAAAAAAAGAACAAUCACCACUGCUUUGCUUUAGCUCGGCUAGCUCGUCACCUCCUCACAACACUGUGGAUUGUUCACCGCAGAAGUGCUCUCUGGACAAUGCAGCUUGAAUGCACUUUGUUACCGAUCCCCUCAUUAAAGAGACGAGGGUUAGACACUCUAACUGAAGAAUGGUGCUAUCAUUUCUUUAACCAGACACAUUUGUCUCUUUAAAAAAAGAAAACAGAAAGCCCAGUUUGUAUUGUUCACAUGCUGUAUUGUAGCUUAAGGCCUCAUGGAGGCCUGCAAAGAGUUUUUACGUGUUUCACGUGUAGCAGCCAUAACGUUGUGAUGUCAGAGCUGAUGUCAUUCGGACGGGACACUGGUACAGCGAGGGAUUUUGAGGGGCGUCACCUGAAUCAGGUCACCUGGCCUCCCCUCCGCGGCGGCUUUACCAAAGGAUGGUCGCCCCCUACUGGUUCACUGGGGGUUCUCACCAACACUCAAAAACAUGAAAAUGACAGUUUACCCAUGAUCCUUCACUCAGAAAAGAACUGAAUACGCUUCUCCCCAAAGAGGGAGGGGACGAUAGGAUGCUUUUAGAGAGGAGUAAUGUGUGUCACAGUGUGUGUUUUUUUAAUCUCUUUAUAAGCUUAAAAGAAGUGCAGAUGUCACGUCAGUGUGAACUCUUCAAAUCCCUGUUGAGACUGUUUGCAGGAGGAUGAAUCGGACAAUCCCGCAGUCAACUCUUCACUACAAAGGGAAGGAACUCUGUGUGAACUCCAUGUGAGACUGACAGUAUCAGGACACAAGAACUCAGAACUCACAGGACAGGAUCUCAGAGGUUUUCCCCCCACUCCACAAUCAAACAAAUCAAAAAAACUGGAUCCUGGGAAAGGAUGGCGUCGUUUCUUAACAUCUGUGUUGCUUUGUUAUGUCGUGCCGUGGUGAACACAUCCUCAGCUUUGUUCGUUUCAGAUUCGACCUCCCGCUCCCCCCCCCCCCCUCGACCUCUGCGGCACACCGUCCGCUGUAUAGAGGACUGUAGCUCCAGCGACGUCUGCUAACACUUAGAGAGAAAAAGGAUACUGUAGCGUGGACUCAAGAGAAACAAUGUUGCACUGAUAAAUAUAUUUAAGAGGUUUAUGUGUUUAUAGCGUUCAUUUGCAAAAAAAAAACAGAAGAAAGUCAAAAACACAAAAAACAAGUGUUCAUUUCUUUCAUCUUUUUUUUUAUAUCUAUAUAUAUAGUUUCAGAUUAUGUGAUAUAAUUCUGAAAUGUAAAAUACUGAGAUGUUUUCAUUAUUGAAAAAUGCAAAUAGAUUUUCCAACAGUAACUCCCCCCCACACACACACACAUUUACAUGGCAUACUGACGUUUCUUUUUGUACUGUCACUCCAAUUUUGUGCAGAUUUCGUUCUGUUUUUUUUUUUCUUUUUUUUU
Messenger RNA from Labrus mixtus (cuckoo wrasse), 6359 nucleotides. It is a transcript of the gene nrp1a, whose product is annotated as neuropilin 1a. Gene Ontology annotation, cellular component: membrane. Lineage: Eukaryota; Metazoa; Chordata; Actinopteri; Labriformes; Labridae. Gene Ontology annotation, biological process: angiogenesis; vascular endothelial growth factor signaling pathway; axon guidance. Bases 911 to 3685 code for a protein of 924 amino acids. The record is from RefSeq and is a predicted model, not a curated record. The transcript has 18 exons. Gene Ontology annotation, molecular function: vascular endothelial growth factor receptor activity; semaphorin receptor activity.